Molecule: messenger RNA, 1302 nt
Organism: Paramecium sonneborni
Lineage: Eukaryota; Ciliophora; Oligohymenophorea; Peniculida; Parameciidae
Source: the annotation of a GenBank genome assembly
GAUGAAAAUAAUGAAUCCCUCACUCCAAUAAAUAAACCACUAACUUAUUAAUUUUAUAAAUAGUCCUGAAAAAAUAGUUUAACAUACAAAAUAGUUAUAGGAAAUACUGGAAACUUUAUGUUAGAAAAAGGAAGACAUCUAAUUAUAUUUUGAUGGUUCUACAUUUUGUUGUCAUUGUUAAGAAUAUUUAGCUAUAAAUAAUUUCAAAAUUUUACCAUGUGGUCAUAAUGUUCAUUAAGAUUGCUUUAAAAAAUAUUUAAUAGAAGAACCAUUUUAUUUAGAAUCUAUUAGUACAUUUUCAUGUUGCAAAGAAUCUGAAAUGUGCUCUAAAGUAAAAAUUACUGAUGAACUUUCGGAAUCUAUAUUGGGAAAAGAAGAAUUUGAUGAAUUAAAAAAAUUGUAUAAAUUAUUUUUUAAUUAGAUAUGGAUUGGAUUAAGAAAUUUAGGAUGAUGAUACUUUAUAAGAAAAUGAAUAAGACUAGAUGAGAUAGAUAAAAAACUUUUAAGAUUAAAUAAAUAAUGAUGCAUAAAUAGCUGAAUAAAUUUAAGAAGAGGAAUAUAAACAAUCAUAAGAGAGAGAAAAUGCAAUUUAAUUUGAUUGUGGAAUUUGUGCUGAUACAUAUAAAGUGAAUGCUGAAGCAAUAACAUUAGAAUGUGAUCAUAGGUUCUGUAAAAACUGUCUACAUGAAUAUAUUAUUAAUUUAACAAAAGAGGGAAAGUAUGGUGAAGAUGAUAUAAAAUGUUCUAGUUGUAAUACACCAAUUGAUUAUUAUAUAAUAAAUUAUUGUGCUCCUGAAUGUAGUUCUAAAAUUAAUGAUGAAAGGUAUUUAUUUGAUAUUAAUAAAAAUUAGAGUAAAGAAAUUGAAUUCUAAUACAGAAAAAGAAAAAUUAGUAAAUUGUCCUGGUGUUAAUUGUCCAUAAAAAUUUUAUGUUGAUAAAAAUAUGCCUUUUCCUGUAUGUCCAACAUGUAAAACAGCAUUUUGUAUAAAUGGUAAUGAUAAUAUAUUUAUUUUGAUUUUUAGGUUGUGGAGAAGCCCAUGAAGGUAAAUCAUGUGAAUAAGUUGAAUAAGAGAAAUUAAAAGCUAGAGUUAAGGAAGAAAAAGGUUUGGUGUCUUGUCCAAAAUGCAAGAUUUAAAUAUUAAAGGAUGGAGGAUGUAAUCAUAUAACUUGUUAAUGCAAACAUGAAUUUUGUUAUGUUUGUUAAAAAAGUUAUAAACCAAAAAGAGAAUGUACUUGUCCUUAAAUGACAACGAUGGAAAGAUUGUAUGAUAGAAUAAUAGGGUUCUUUAAUAAAAAAUGAAG